Molecule: messenger RNA, 978 nt
Organism: Letharia lupina
Lineage: Eukaryota; Fungi; Ascomycota; Lecanoromycetes; Lecanorales; Parmeliaceae
Exons: 3
Coding region: 1-978 (325 amino acids)
Biological process (GO): regulation of transcription by RNA polymerase II
Molecular function (GO): RNA polymerase II cis-regulatory region sequence-specific DNA binding; DNA-binding transcription factor activity, RNA polymerase II-specific
Source: RefSeq, a predicted model, not a curated record
AUGAUCAAAGAUAUCAUUUUACCCAACAUCCCACGUCAAGGCGACGACCGAUCGCUGUCGGAGCUCCGUUCUCCACUCCGACACACCCCACAAGGCCCCUCUCGUUCGGUGGAUAUUCCUGCUCAUUUGUCGCCACCUCACGUCUCUGACAGAACUCGACCCUCGUUAACUACGAGCGCCCUGAGCCAAUCUGGAAGGAAUCGCCAAAUGGAGAACGGAAACUCAAGGCAACCAAGCUACGAUGCGCCGCCUCCUUAUCCUCUCGCUAUGCACUCUGGUCCCCCUCGAAAUGGUUGUUCAGCGUCAAACUCACCAGCUCCGCCUUCACCAUAUGUGAAUGAACCUGACAGUCGGCGAGUUUAUCAGAGUACAGCGCCUCACUCCAGCUUUCAGAGUCGACAGGGAGAGUCAUCAGGUCUGCCUCCACCUCCACCGCCGUAUUACAACCAAUACAACACCCUCAAUGGCCACUCAUCGUCGUACGAUACUGCAAGAGGCUACAGUAACGACGAAUCGCACCGCGGAGACGUUUACUACAGUACUUCUCGGUUGGGAACCCCUCAAUAUCAUUCUUCGAGCUCUACGUACGCUUCGGCAUCUUACGGCUACCAGGUAUCCUCCAAUUAUAGUGGACAUUAUGCUAGUCAGAAUGGUCAUCAGUACCAGAAUGGCUAUCACCGGCCCAUGCAAUUCGAGUCGGAAGACAUGACUUCUCAGGUGCCAAAGAAGCGACGAGGCAACCUACCCAGGGACGUUACGGAUAUGCUUAAACAAUGGUUUGAGGAGCACAUAGCUCAUCCUUACCCCACCGAGGAAGAGAAGCAGAUGCUUUGCAGGCGCACCGGUCUCGCAAUGACUCAGAUCAGCAACUGGUUCAUCAACUCCCGGCGCCGACGUACUCCUGAAUUGACGCAGCAAGCUAACGCGGAGAAAAAGCUCCGGGAGAGAUCUGGCGACACGAGCAGCAGCUCGGACUAA